UCAAUUCGUAAUCCUAAUUGUUGUUUUUGUGUCGCAAAAGAAGAAUAGCUGGAAUUUGUCGGUGAAGAAGCGAAAAAGUAAUAGAAAUAUAAGGAAAAAACGAAGUAAAAAACAAAACAAGUGAAAUUUUUUAAAACAUACAAAGAGGUAGAACUAAAUUGGUUCGGUCAUGGCUGCUGGUACAACACUACAGAAGGCCAUCGAUUUAGUGACUAAAGCGACCGAAGAGGAUCGCAAUAAAAACUAUGCUGAGGCUUUGCGUCUGUACGAGCAUGGUGUGGAGUAUUUCCUUCAUGCCAUCAAAUACGAGGCCCAAGGUGAAAAAGCUAAAGAUUCUAUACGGGCCAAAUGUUUGCAAUAUUUAGAUCGUGCCGAAAAACUUAAGGAGUACUUGAAGAAGGGCAAGAAAAAGCCUGUCAAGGAGGGUGAAUCGAGUUCCAAAGAUGAUAAAGAUAAGAAAAGCGACAGUGAUUCGGAUGGCGAUGAUCCGGAAAAGAAAAAACUACAAAGUAAACUGGAGGGUGCCAUUGUCAUUGAAAAACCACAUGUCAAGUGGUCUGAUGUUGCCGGCUUAGAUGCCGCCAAAGAGGCCUUAAAGGAAGCCGUUAUUCUACCCAUUAAAUUCCCUCAUCUCUUUACGGGCAAACGUAUUCCCUGGAAGGGUAUUUUACUUUUUGGUCCACCCGGUACCGGUAAAUCAUAUUUGGCCAAAGCUGUUGCCACCGAAGCAAACAAUUCCACAUUCUUUUCGGUAUCUAGUUCGGAUCUCAUGUCCAAAUGGUUGGGCGAAUCGGAAAAGUUGGUAAAGAACCUCUUCGAAUUGGCCCGCCAACAUAAGCCCUCCAUUAUAUUUAUCGAUGAAAUUGAUUCAAUGUGUUCGGCACGUUCCGAUAACGAGAAUGACAGUGUUCGUCGCAUCAAGACCGAAUUUCUGGUACAAAUGCAAGGUGUCGGUAAUGACACGGAUGGUAUUUUAGUGUUGGGUGCCACCAACAUUCCAUGGGUUUUAGAUUCGGCUAUUCGUCGUCGUUUUGAGAAACGUAUCUAUAUACCCUUGCCGGAGCCACAUGCCCGUUUGGUAAUGUUUAAAAUUCACUUGGGCAAUACAACACAUGUCCUGACCGAAGAGAAUUUACGCGAAUUGGCUGGUAAAACUGAUGGGUACUCUGGUGCCGAUAUCUCGAUUGUGGUACGCGAUGCCCUUAUGGAACCCGUUCGCAAAGUACAAACAGCAACACAUUUUAAGCGUGUUACUGGUCCCUCUCCCACAAACAAGGAAAUCAUAUGUGACGACUUGCUGGUACCCUGCUCCCCAGGCGAUGAUGGAGCCAUCGAAAUGAGCUGGGUAGAUGUGCCCGGUGAUAAAUUGUUCGAACCACCUGUAACAAUGCGCGAUAUGUUAAAAUCAUUGUCACGCACGAAGCCAACCGUCAAUGAAGAUGAUUUGAUAAAGCUGCGUAAAUUCACAGAGGACUUUGGUCAAGAGGGCUAAGCGGCGGGUGCAGAAUAUAAA
Molecule: messenger RNA, 1513 nt
Organism: Musca domestica (house fly)
Lineage: Eukaryota; Metazoa; Arthropoda; Insecta; Diptera; Muscidae
Gene: Vps4
Product: vacuolar protein sorting-associated protein 4
Exons: 7
Coding region: 170-1492 (440 amino acids)
Biological process (GO): endosomal transport; vacuole organization
Molecular function (GO): ATP binding; ATP hydrolysis activity
Source: RefSeq, a predicted model, not a curated record